Messenger RNA from Diaporthe amygdali, 1152 nucleotides. RefSeq lists its product as uncharacterized. Lineage: Eukaryota; Fungi; Ascomycota; Sordariomycetes; Diaporthales; Diaporthaceae. The transcript has 2 exons. The record is from RefSeq and is a predicted model, not a curated record. Bases 1 to 1152 code for a protein of 383 amino acids.
AUGACAUCUAUCUCUGAGCCCCUGAUCGCGGACGAAGCCGAGGAGAAAUCAUGGCAACACGACUUCUCUCUCCAACUAUCCGGCGAAGACAGAUUAAAUCCUGCGCAGAACAUAUACGGCCAUGGUGCUUUUGACAGCCCCUCACUUACUAUCUCGGAGGACCUGUAUCAAGAGUUGACGGCCUUCUCGGUGUCUUCCUUCAAGAAUGAGCACGUCAACUGGGAAGUAUCCUUUCCGCCACACUUCCCAACGCGUGAUUCAACGAAGAAGGAGGCGAACGCGAGUACAAAUUCACAACCAGUGACGCAGUCUCGAAAAAGAUCCGCUGGAAAGGCAUUUUCAAGCGACCAGGUAGAGGAUGAUGGGGUGCGUGCCAGGCAGAAAGGAAAGACAGAUGCUGAUAGCGGUGACAAGACACGCCGUCAACUUGCCUGUCCAUUCCAAAAGCUGGAUUCGCAUAAGCAUCACGAGUGUUUGAAGUAUGCGUUACAUCGCAUCAAGGACGUGAAGCAGCACGUGUACCGGCGCCAUAAGCAGCCCGAUUACUACUGCGCACGAUGUUUUGAAAUUUUCAAGACAGCCGAGACGAGGGAUGAGCAUGCAAGAAGGAGGAGCUGCGAUAAUCUGGACACACCUGGCUUCGAGGGCAUAUCUGAUGAGCAAAGGAGCAAACUGAACAAGAGCUCAUCUCGGGGACUAGAUACUCAAGGUCAAUGGUUCGAAAUGUGGGACAUCAUCUUUCCGGGUAAGGAAAGACCCAGUUCUGCAUGGGUAGGGAGUUAUAUGGAGGAGAUGGUACCUUUGCUCCGCAGUCUAUGGAGGAACAAGAGCUCUAGUAUUCUGGCCAAGGCUCUGAGCAAGGAAAAAGCAAAUACGCUCGACUCUGGUAUUCUCGAUGGUGUAGUGGGGGCGAUUUUCGAUUGCCUCGAGGCAGAGACGUCCGCCUCACUUGGGAGGAACGCACGCUGGAGCUGUACCCAAGGUCAAGUCAAGCUUUCUGAUGAUCAAUCGCCAAUUCCGACACCGCCUUCCACAUUCAUCACUGAUUCAACCCAGUUCAUUUUUGGCGAGCCGCAGGAAAUGUUCCCGGAAUUCAACAUAACUGGGCAGGAUGAAGUGUUUCAAAACGGAUUUGUAUUCGGAGAAAGGUGA